AUGGAAAUCUCGCAUAUAUCAAGCAAGCUUUCACCAUCACCAACCAGAUUCCCAGAUUGCUGCCUCGGCAUAUCCAGCACAUUUCUCGACCACAUCAUUUCCCUCCUCCCAAGGAAGCCAUCAUUCACCGUUUCCGUGGGCAGUGGCUCUGGUCUUCUGGAAGCGUUGAUCACUGAUCGCGAUGAAAAUGUAUCAGUACAUGGCGUUGAGAUUGGAUCAAGUGUCAAUCGAUACAUUUCCGAGGAAGAUAUGCAUGUCGUUACGGGAGGCUGGGGCCUCUGCCCUGCUGCUCAACAGGCCUCAGCGUGGAUAUUUGUCUACCCACGCGAUCCAAAACUCGUUAAAAAGUAUAUUGAUACAUAUGGGAAUCAAUCAAUUGACUUGAUUGUGUGGCUUGGCCCUCGGGUGGAUUGGCCAGAUUAUGAGGCCCAGUUCGCUCAAUCCUCAUUCUCAAGUUUAGCUUUCCCUGAUGAUAUUGGCUUGACGCCAUAUGAGCUCAUGGCUGUUGCGAGGAAGCCAUGUUAA
Molecule: messenger RNA, 525 nt
Organism: Penicillium brevicompactum
Lineage: Eukaryota; Fungi; Ascomycota; Eurotiomycetes; Eurotiales; Aspergillaceae
Exons: 1
Coding region: 1-525 (174 amino acids)
Source: RefSeq, a predicted model, not a curated record